Messenger RNA from Cydia amplana, 1660 nucleotides. It is a transcript of the gene SCRB3, whose product is annotated as protein croquemort-like. Bases 141 to 1613 code for a protein of 490 amino acids. The record is from RefSeq and is a predicted model, not a curated record. NCBI's taxonomy places the organism in Eukaryota, Metazoa, Arthropoda, Insecta, Lepidoptera, Tortricidae. Gene Ontology annotation, cellular component: cytoplasm; membrane. The transcript is spliced from 11 exons. Gene Ontology annotation, molecular function: scavenger receptor activity.
GUAUUGAUUUACCGACAAUAUAUUUUAAAUAAAUCGCGUAUGAAAUUAUGUUAAGUUUAUGUGGGCCGUGAAAUCAUGCAAAGUGAUAUUUCUUAGUAAACAUAAUUCAAGAAUCACAACAAGGUAGCAAAACCUCCACCAUGGUAUCAUCAGGCAUGAAGAGCGGGCUGCUUAUGGGCUUCGGUUCCGGCUUCGUGGUACUCGGAGCUGUGGCUGUUGUCUACUGGCCGGCCUUGUUCUUCGCGCAACUUCAGAAGAUGAUGGUCCUCUCCAACACUUCGACGUCGUUCGGCAUUUGGCGCGAGGUCCCGAUCCCCAUGUACCUGGAGUGUUUCCUGUUGAACAUCACCAAUGUGGACGAGAUUCUGGCGGGCCACAACGUCUCCAUACGUGUGUCGCAAAUGGGACCGUAUGUCUACAGAGAAUAUCAUAUAAAGGAGAACAUAACGUGGCAUGACAACAACACGAUAUCAUACUUCAACAAGCGUACGUGGCACUUCCAGCCGGACAUGUCCAACGGCAGCCUGUCCGACCUGGUCACCAGCAUCAACCCUGUCGUCGUGACGGUAGCGCACAUGGUCCGCCACCAGAACAGCGUAAUCCGGAUGGGCGCGGAGUUGUUCAUGCGCGCCUUCCACGACAACAUAUUCCUCACGGCCAACGUGUCGUCGUGGCUGUUCGACGGCAUCGACGACCGCGUGCUCGACAUCAGCUCGCAGAUACCGGUCGUCCAGCUGCCCUUCGACAAGUUCGCCUGGUUCUAUACGCGUAACGGCUCCAUGGAAUACGACGGCAUAUUCCUCAUGAACACCGGCGCGGCGGACUUCAUGGAGCUGGGCAACGUCGAGAAGUGGAAGUACUCCAACCGCACCGUGUACCGCGACGAGUGCGGGGAGGUGCGCGGCUCGAGCGGCGAGCUGUGGGCGCCCGAGCUCGGCCAGCCGGCGGUCCAGGUGUUCCUGCCUGACAUGUGCACGUACCUGACCUUGGGUAUGGACAAGGAGGUUCACGUGGCCGGCAUAGACGGAGUUCAGUACGCCGCCAACGUGUCCGUGUUCGACAACGGGUACAACUACCCUAGCACGGCUUGCUACUGCGACGUGCAGCGCGACCUGGACUGCCUGCCGCCGGGCGCGCUGAACGUGUCGGCGUGCCGCUACGGCGCGCCCGCGUUCGUGUCGCUGCCGCACUUCCUGCACACCGACCCCUACUACCCCAGCAAGAUAGAGGGCUUGGACCCCACCGAUGAACAUAACUUCAGACUGGCGUUAGAAAUGCUCACGGGCAUGCCGCUUCAGGUCGCCGCUCAGUUGCAGAUCAGCAUGCUAGUCCGCCAUAUAAACCUAGUCAGCCUCAACAACCAGUUGCCGGACCCGGACACGCUGGUGCCGAUGUUCUGGUUCCGGCAGGAGGUGCACAUCACGCCCGAGUACGCGAGGCUGGCGCGGAUGGCGCUCAACCUGCGGUACGGCGUUCCGUACGCGCUCUACACGUUGACUGGUCUGGGACUCCUUCUAAUAGUAUCAGGCAUCAUAGUGCUAAUAAGAAGACUGCUGCUCUCGCCCGAGACCACGCCCAUACUGUCCGCCGAGACCACUUCUGACGAACAAUGACUAGGAAGGUUUUAAGGGUACUAAUUUUACUUACAAUUAUUAUAGCC